GUUAGGAUGGUCCCUCUACCCCCUUCUGGCCAAUCAGAACAACAAACGAUCAGCUGAUCUAACCGCCACAAUUCCAUUUAUACACAGUGGUCGAUGAUGUGACAAAAGUGGCCAAGAAAAUUGUAAAUCGAAAAUCAAACGAAGGAUAAACCUACAACACCAACUAUGAGGAGAGCCCAAACGGUUGUCAGAGCUCGAACUCCAGACAGAAUAGAUGCAGUAUCAAGAGCUCGAAAUCGUGGACAAGUCAGAUGUCGAGCGACGAUGGCACCAACAGAUUUUGCAAUACCAGGUGCACCGGUGCCCAGAAGAAACCCGUCGGUGCCAGCGAAUUUGCUGGACAGCACCAGGCGUUUUGAAUCCGACGCACCCAACAACGAGCUGAGCUUGCUCUACGACAAAUACGUCCAAACACUGGCAGAAGAGCACAUCGUCAAGCAGAAGAUUCACGAGAGGGAGAAAGUAAUAGUGACGCAGUUAUCAGCUUUGGCGAAGGAGCAAGAGCAGUGCGAGCAAAAACUUCAUAGCAUUAGAAUGAAACAGUUUGAGGUUUCUGCAUUAAAUGACAUUCAGAGGGGUUCAGACGCCCAAAUCAAGGAAAUUACAGCCCUUCUGAAAACUUAUCAGGGCAAACCUGUGGAAACGCUCGGUCAGAUUCAGUCAAUACUCAAAUCCUUGGAUACUCUCACUUGCAAAGAUGUCAUAAUUCCGAAAACAACAGAGGACAUGGAGAAAUUCUUAGCUACCCUCAAGGAGUGCAAUGACUUUUUGAUCUUCGUGAAUUCAACGAUUGGAGAAAAAGGAAAGACGGUGAAUAAGGGCAACCAGGGUCUCAAAAAUUUCAUCCAGAUUCAUGAGAAUCUCCAAAAACACGUAAAGAAUUUGGAAGAUUCUAUCGAGGUUGUCCAGACAGAAGUGUUGAAGACCUUUUCGGCAGCUCUUCCACACCACUAGAAUCCAAUAAUAUUUAAUUCGCAAUACAACUACUUUACUUAUAAUUUUUUCACAAAUAAACCAAAUUGUUUGAUAAAA
Molecule: messenger RNA, 1032 nt
Organism: Diachasmimorpha longicaudata
Lineage: Eukaryota; Metazoa; Arthropoda; Insecta; Hymenoptera; Braconidae
Exons: 6
Coding region: 166-954 (262 amino acids)
Source: RefSeq, a predicted model, not a curated record